Messenger RNA from Ostrea edulis (European flat oyster), 1654 nucleotides. RefSeq names its product tubulinyl-Tyr carboxypeptidase 2-like. The transcript has 11 exons. Bases 105 to 1259 code for a protein of 384 amino acids. The record is from RefSeq and is a predicted model, not a curated record. Gene Ontology annotation, cellular component: cytoplasm. Gene Ontology annotation, biological process: regulation of angiogenesis. NCBI's taxonomy places the organism in Eukaryota, Metazoa, Mollusca, Bivalvia, Ostreida, Ostreidae.
CUGCGACUCCGAUGAACACAUUAACAACGAUGUAAACAAGUUUGACAAGUGGCCGCUUCUUUAGAUUUCAAAGAUGGGAUAGCUAAUUUAGGAAGAAAGCAUCCAUGGCAUCGGGAAAAUCUAAGUCAGCAAAAGAAGUCACAUCGGUAUUUGGGACGUUGGUGCGCACUGCAGAGCCAGAGGAUUCAGGUGGUCCAGCAUGCGUGAGAGUAAAAACUGUCAAAAAAUCCGGCAAGGACGAAGAUGUCCACGAGGAGAAUGGAGUUUUGUUCUGGGUAAAUAAAAGUGGAUUUCCAAUAGAUAAUAAAACAUGGGACAGGAUGUGGGAUCAUGUUGCUCGCAUACACCCUGAUGGUUAUGAUGUAAUGCACAGAGUGCGUGACAAAAAGGAUCUACCUUCAGUACCUAUUCCUCAAGCUCCUACAAAUUUCUCAGCUUCUAUUCCAAUAUCAGAAAGACUGGAUAAGAUUCAGAACUACAUGAGAACCCUUCAGUACAAUCACACAGGUACACAGUUUUUUGAGAUACGAAAAAACCGACAUAUUUCAGGAUUGCUUGAGUCUGCAAAAGAAAUGAUCAAAGAGGCUUUGCCUAUCAAAUGUUUAGAGGCUGUCAUACUUGGAAUAUACUUAACAAAUGGUUUUCUGGGUGUAGAGAGAUUUCCGCUCAGUUUUAAGAGUGUGUUUGGAGGAAAUGUCCACAGACAUGUAGUGCUUGGGAUUUACUAUGCUGGCAGUUAUGGAACAAUAGGCAUGAGUCGAAGAGAGGACCUUAUGUAUAAGCCCCUGAUAUUCAAAAGUCUUACAGAUCUUGUAUUUGAUUAUGAAAAGUCGUACAACAAAUUUAUGCAUGAUGUUAAGAAAGUCAAAGUUGGUAUGCCUGUUCCGCAUGAUUCCCACAGCUAUGAAUUCAUCAGCUGGAAGGCUGUGACUGUCAGUCCAAACAGGAUGUCAAAGAAGGAAAUUACCAAAGACCUGGAAAGUAUGGCCAAAGAAAUCCGAACAAGGGGUCAAGCUCACUGUGACCUACCACAGGUCAAACUAUAUUCAUCAAGAUCCCAGGCUAAAUCUUGGACCAUAACACUCCAGUCCCCCAGGAAAUAUUCCACAGAGGCACCACGAGAUGCUCGCACAAGUCUACAGCAAGCUACUAAAAUAUAUAGGGCAUACACAUCUAUUCCCACUGAUACUGGGACUAAGAAAAAGACACAGACAACUUCUGCUACUCUCGACUCCUCAGACUACCAGCUUCGCAUAUGAAGUUCAGAAAGAUAACAACCCAAUCCACAGUUUUCACGAGAAUUGUUUCCAUCUUGUUAUCACGAGAUCUGUUCCUCGUGUUCACUAGUGAACUGUAUGUACUGUCCAAAAUUACACCAGAAGUGAAUUUAGUCAGCAGUAGUGACAUUGGAAUACUAGUACUCAUUAUAAACGUACUAGUCAGGACAGAACUUCACUAUAUCAAAUGCAUUUUAUACUCAAAUUUGGUGCUGUGAUGUGCUUUCCAGUUAUAUAUAAAUUGAAAUAUAUAUGUAUUAGUAAAAUUGUGAACAGGUAAUACCAUUUCAAAUUGCAUUUGAAGUGAUACAAUGUUCACUGCCUUUUUAGUAUUUGAGUACAGAGUAUUAAAUUGUUGAAGAUUGUGUGUGUUGAAA